GUCGGUUAGUUAAGACAUUUAUUUGAUGAACAUCAACAAUGUAUGAAUCAAUUUCAUUUGACACAUGCAGAAAUGGGGAAACCAUCAGUUUCUAAGCGCUUGUAUUUAUGUUUCAUAUUGAUUGUUUCUGCUUUCAGUGGCACGGAGGAGUAUUACAAUUCCCAGUGGUUACAAUGCAUCUACAGUUCACCUGAUCUAAGUGAUGUGGUAUACAUCAGUUCUUAUGUCUUCAACAAAGCUGUGGUAUCAGAGUUCAACAGCACUCUGGGGAAGUUUGUUGGAUAUACUGAGUAUGGAAUGAGAAAUGCUGAGUACUGGAACAAUAACACCAACAUUCUACAGGGAAUGAAAGCUGACUUGGACAAUUUCUGCAAACAUAAUGCUGAAAUUUAUAACUCUUACAUCCGUGAUAAAACCGAGAAGCCAAAAAUCAAACUGAGAUCAGUGAAGCAGGCUGGUGGCAAGCAUCCGGCAGUGUUGGUGUGCAGUGCAUAUGAUUUUUACCCUGAACGAAUCAAAAUGUCCUGGACAAGAGAUGGUAAAGAGGUGAACGCUGAUGUGACAUCCACUGAGGAGCAGGCUGAUGGGGAUUGGUACUACCAGAUACACUCUCACCUUGAAUAUACACCCAGAUCUGGAGAGAAAAUCUCCUGUGUGGUGGAUCAUGCCAGCUCCACUCAACCCAUCAUCACAGACUGGGAUCCCUCUAUCCCUGAGCCUGAAAGGAAUAAAAUUGUCAUCGGGGCAUCAGGUCUGGUGCUGGGAGUCAUCUUAGCAGCUGCUGGACUCAUUUACUACAAGAAGAAAUCAGCAGGGAGGACACUUGUACCACAUUAAUACUAAUAAUUCUAAGGUUUGAAAAGUCAGCUGUUGUUUUCAUGUAAUAUGCAUAAUAUGAAUAAAAAUGGAAUUGUCAAAUAAGUCUCAAUUAAAGGAUUAGUUCACUUUCAAAUGAAAAUUAAACCAAGCUUUAUUCUCCCUCAA
Messenger RNA from Ctenopharyngodon idella (grass carp), 984 nucleotides. RefSeq names its product H-2 class II histocompatibility antigen, E-S beta chain. Gene Ontology annotation, molecular function: MHC class II protein complex binding. The transcript has 5 exons. Bases 43 to 837 code for a protein of 264 amino acids. Gene Ontology annotation, biological process: immune response; immunoglobulin production involved in immunoglobulin-mediated immune response; antigen processing and presentation of exogenous peptide antigen via MHC class II. Gene Ontology annotation, cellular component: MHC class II protein complex; membrane. The record is from RefSeq and is a predicted model, not a curated record. Lineage: Eukaryota; Metazoa; Chordata; Actinopteri; Cypriniformes; Xenocyprididae.